GUAGUCGCCAUGGAUGCGUACCCCCCCGAAUAUGUCCACCACAGCCUGCCUUUCGUGGUUCUGUCUGGCCUAGGAAGUCGCCCCGAGCUUGACCCCCCUACGCCGGUUCACGACAUCUUGCCCGGACGAGCUGCCGUUAAAUUGAGCUCUGACGCGCCUCUUGUUACCGACGAUCGUGCCGGUCCGCUGUUGGAUCACCUCUUAGCCUAUGAUGCUACCGCCACAACGCGCAGCGGGGGAAGCCCGUUUGAUGCCAGUACGAGCUUCAGGAUGCGCGCAACAGGGAGGAACUUCCAAUUGCCUCCAAAGAAGGCCGAUGCCCCUUCAAUCUCAAAUUCAGACACCACCCCACCCAGCAGUCCUACCAUAGCCGCCCCAACAUCUUGGAUCUUACACUCUCCCAUUUCCCCGCUCUCUCCAUGCUCGUCGUUGUAUCCCGAUGGUGCCAUGUCGGCUUCAUGGAUUGCCAAACAUCAGGACUAUGUGCCUUCCGUCUUUCUGGCCUUCUUUGACUUCACCACCGAUCCCAUUACCAACAGUCUACAUGACAACCAACUUAAAACCGAGAUCAACACGAUCAAGACCCAAUUACAUAGAUCCGAGUACCGUAUUAGGCUUGCCGUCGUGCUUCUUAGCAACAAGUCUAUCGCCGAGUCGCCAGACAUUGACGAACGAUUGAACAUCGUUAGGCGUGGGACAGGGCUUGAUCCCAAGACACAGAUUUUCUUCUUGCCUCCUACAUCCUCAGCUGAAUUGCAUUCUUUUGCGUCGUCCCUCUUGAAUACUCUAAGACCGAUCACCAUAGAAUAUUAUCGCGACUUAACGAAGCAUUCUCGGAGAAAAAAAGGCCGAGGUAGCAUUCCUUCACCGACCGCUCCACCAACAAGGGGCACAUCCCAGACAUUAUCCCAUCCAGGCUGGAACAUCCGCUACGAUUUCAAACUCGGUAUAUUUGCAGAAUUCCGCCAGGAAAUGGAUGCAGCGCAGAGGCACUACAAUAUCGCUUUGGAUGCUCUUUUCGGACCUGAAGGUAUAUUCGAAACCACAGCAAGCUGGUCGCCAAGGUGGGAUGAGAUCCGCUUGCUCGCUGAUGCUAUUGCGUUGCGGCACAUCAGAUGCCAACUUUGCAACAAUUAUCCUACUUCGGCAACGCAGACAUGGCUACGAUACAAAGCGAAACUCAGAGACGUGUUAGAUCGACGUGGUAAGGGCACAUCAAACUACGGGUGGGAGGCUUGGGAGUCGAAUUGGGCUGAGGUUAUGGCUCAGCUGUUACAACAAUCUGAUCUCGGUGUUUUUCGAAUCACUGCACCUCUUCCACAGACCGCUUUGUUGCCAGCUGUCGAGAUGAACGUAGUCUUUGCGCCACCCGAAAAACAGAUUCCAGUGGGCGAACGAUUACUUCCAUGGGAGCAGCUUCACCAUGCUGGGUACUGGUACAAGUUAGCCGCCGAUCACGCAAAAAAAAGAUAUCUGCUGGCAAGAGAUAUGCCCGAGGAGGAUCGUACACCACCCGGAAUGUCCCCCGCAGCCAAGGUAUCAAACAGGAACCAAACUUAUGAUGUUUAUCUUGUGCCUGAACCUCACAUUGAAUAUCCCAUUGCCGGGAUAUCUGGCGGCUUUGAACAUUGGAAGAACAUCGUCGCGAAAUUGAAUUCUGCUGUACAAGAAUAUAAUCUACGCGACCAAUCCCGCAGGGUCGAGCAACUACAACUAGAGAUCGCUAGGACGUUGCUCCAUGUCAAACAGUUCGACAAUGCCUUUGCUGUACUCCGUCCACUUUGGGAAACCAUGAGCUGGAGAAGAGAAGGGUGGUGGAGCCUUGCUUCAGAAGUGCUUUGGGGACUUCACGAAUGCGCCUUGCGUGUUCGCCAUGCUGAGACCUAUGUCGCUACUGAAUGGGAGCUUUACUCCAAAUCAUUCUACGGCAAACCCAAGUAUAGGCAUGACCUAAUGUCAUGUUUGGACGGAUUCCCCCAAUCAGAUGCGUCCGACGACAAGCUUCGUAUUACAUUGGAAUCUGCUGAUUAUGCAUCUUGCCUGUCUGUUACAUUCACGUUCGGAAAGCCUGAAGGCAACGUUGGUGAAUCUAUGCAUUCGCAAAUAGUCGUCACAUCUACGGCUAGGCAGGGUUCCCUCCCAAUCACUCUCUCUGGGGUAGACGUCCAAUUCAAAGGCGGCUUGAGUAAAGUACAGUUGAGACAUAAUGCACACGAUACGGCAGAGGCCAGUACGCACACGCAGCUUUAUGAGUGCGUGUUCGAAGAGCGAGCUGCCACAGAUACUCUUAGCGGAAAAUCGGAAUGGUCCGGACAAGCCGAUUUGGAAAUACAUCCUGGACAAAUCAAAGCCUACAGCUUCCCCAUUGUAUUCCGCGAAGCAGGCGAGGUGGAAGUGGUCUCUAGCUCUGUUGGUGUAGAGACUGAUCAUUUCAAUCUUACGUAUACUACCAAAGAUGUCCAUCUCCAACCAGAGACGAUGGCAGUUUGGUGGCAAAAAUCGGGCACCACCGUCAGAUCAAAAAACCUAAACCGAACCAAUGGCAUAACGACGAAGGUGCUCCCCAAGCCUCCAAAAAUGGAGAUUCGGCUAAGUAAUGUCCGAGAGCAUUACUAUACCGAUGAGUCGAUCACGCUGGCCAUGGAAAUAUGGAACAAAGAAGAAGAGGAUACUGAAGCUGUCCUGGAAGUCAGGCUCCUCGGGCGAUCCAAAGAUACAUUAGGCUAUGCCUGGAUUCGUGAUGCCAAAUCACCUAUGAAGGAGACACCCCCGCCAUUGGAUAACGACACAGGCCUUCCUGGACACGUUGUUGGCAAACUCACAAAGAACGAGAAGACAGUCGAAAGGAUACAGUUUACUGCGCCCUCGGAACCAGCUGACUACGCAUUAGAGGUCAAGGUGCUAUACCAUGUUCUGAGUGACCGAGACAUACCCAUCUCAAAGACGCUAAUCGCCGAUCUUGUCUUCAUAGCUCCUUUCGAAACCAGCUAUGAGCUCACACCACGCGUUCACCAUGAACCCUGGCCAAGUUACUUCGAACUCGAAGAAGCGGAAGCAGAGCACAAUUCCGAAUCUACCGAUGCAUUUGGAAUAGCUCAAAAAUGGCGUCUCAAAGCCAAAGUAGCUUCCUUUGCAGAAGAACCACUUGUACUCAAAGGCCUUGCUGUUGAGAUCCGAGCGGUUCAUGGAGGUGCCAUCUGUGAAUUAUCGAGUGAAUUUGAGAAAACAGAAAUCACGAUGGACCCUCAAAAGAUACAUGACUGGCUUUUCUGUAUUGACUGUCGUAAGAUGGACCUUGAAGAGCGGAGACCAACUGGAAUUGACACCAGUCUCAACAUUGUAUGGCAAAGGCUCGACGACGAAAGCAAUUCGUCUGUUCAGACCAGCAUACCCAUCCCACGGAUUCAUAUCCCUUCCAGUGAACCCCGUGUUCUAGCGACUGCCACCAAGUCCACUUCGACUAAAGACGUGAUUUACGUGGACUAUACGCUCGAGAAUCCGACCAUGCAUUUCUUGACGUUCGAGCUGAGCAUGGAAGCUAGCGAGGAGUUUGGGUUCAGCGGAGUCAAGUUGAGGACGUUACAGCUGUUGCCAAUGAGUAGGCAAACAGUUAGAUACACAAUCAUCCCCGCGAUCAAGGGCGCGUGGAUCACGCCGCAAUUGAGGGUGACAGAUCGAUAUUUCAACAAGACGUUGAAAGUACAGGCUACGGAUGGGCUCAAGUUGGAAAAGAAAGGUGUAAGUAUAUGGGUGCCUGAUGAGGAUGGAAGAGAGCCUACCGAUUAUGCGCGGUGACCAAC
Molecule: messenger RNA, 3800 nt
Organism: Periconia digitata
Lineage: Eukaryota; Fungi; Ascomycota; Dothideomycetes; Pleosporales; Periconiaceae
Source: the annotation of a GenBank genome assembly